Messenger RNA from Funneliformis mosseae, 825 nucleotides. Lineage: Eukaryota; Fungi; Glomeromycota; Glomeromycetes; Glomerales; Glomeraceae. The record is from the annotation of a GenBank genome assembly.
AUGAACUUGCAAGAAACAAGCUCUUUAGUGAGAUAUCAAGCGAUGCCUCCUAAUUCUAAUGACAUAUUGGAAAAAUUUCGAAAUUUGUGGUGGACCGAUGGGAAUAUACACCCGAGUGCAAACUGGGAUGAAGCUUCGUUACCCUAUUUAUUGAAAAGUGAUGUUGAUUGGGAGAAAUAUUCAGAGCGAACUGAUAUGUAUAAUGUGCAUGGAAGAUGGGAGUGGAUAAAUGGAAAUGUUUGUUCUAGAGCAAUCGAAGGUCGAGUUCGUUUGGCAGAUUCACAAGAAGAGCUCAUUAGUUCAGGAUCUACAUGUACAAAAGCCGGUAAUAAAGGAAAAGAAGCAGACGGAUCUUUUUUACCAUUUGACAAACCUGACUUAAAUUCAAAUGGACGUGAAGGCCCUAAUUCUCUUUUACCGUGGCCCAAUCUUGUAAUCGAAGUCGCUUCCUUGGAAUCAGAAGCACAUUUAUUAAACGCAGUAAAAGAUUAUUGGCUCUGUCCAGGUAGAGCUCAUGAUGCAAUUGCAGUAAAAUUAAUACGAUCUGAUACAAUUAUUUCAAAAUUGAAAGUAUGGCAUUUUUGCAACGAUAAAAGGACACAGAGUGGGGAAUUAAUACCUGUUUCGGAAUUUGAAUUCGAAACCAUUGAUGAUAAAGGAAAAUUUCUUAUUCAGCCUCAACAACAUACUAUUGAUCUUAAAAUAAAGUGCCUUUUUCAUGGGAUGCCACCAACUUUUCAAAUACCUACAUCAAUAUCCGAUCCUCUUAUCAUAGAUUUUUAUUAUGUCUUACGUUCUAUGAAAAAUGUACUUAAGGUUUCAUAA